UAUCCGCGUGUCGUCCAUGUUCCGAAUGUGGUGUAACUUAUUUUUGUUUUGUAUUAAUUUUCAGUAUAGUAAUUAUAAAUGUGAAAUGAUACAAAAUGUGUUGUCCCAUAUAGUGGAACCUUGCUUUGGCUGAAUGGAUCCCUACGUCGGGUGGUAUCAGCCCGAGCAGGAAGGACCCGCGAAGCGCUUGUGGCUUCGUAUCUGGGAAACUCAAAGUGAAACAGACAAAAUGAACCUCAAAAACUUAGAGAACGCUAAUCCCAAUGUGAAUAAAGCACAAGACUUUAUACCAUUAAACGAAGUGAACGGUGAAAAUAGGAAUAAUAAUUAUUUCAAUCCUACUCGAAGGAAAGCGAACGAUAACCGCGCAUCUACGUUUAACCUGAAUCAGAACCACGAUGCUCUCAUAGGUGAAUACGGCGGCUGCCCGUGGCGGAUACCUAACUACAAUUACAAGCCGGGAGUUUUGGGGCUCCACGAGGAGAUCGAGCACUUCUACAUGUACAUGUCCCCGACGGAGACGGAGCACCUGGUCCGCUCCACCGUCGUCAGCCGCAUCCGAAGCACGAUCCUCUCGCUGUGGCCCCAGGCGCGCGUCGAGGUCUUCGGUUCAUUCCGCACCGGUCUCUACUUGCCCACCAGUGAUAUCGACCUCGUGGUUAUAGGUCAAUGGGAGAAACUACCGUUGUGGACGCUAGAACGCGAGCUGGUGACGCAGAACAUCGCUGAGAAGGAGAGCAUCAAAGUGCUGGAGAAGGCCACCGUCCCCAUCGUCAAAAUGACGGACAAAUACUCCGAUGUCAAGGUGGAUAUAUCGUUCAACAUGAGCAGCGGGGUCAAGAGUGCGGAGCUCAUCAAGCAGUUUAAGGAAAAAUACCCAGUACUAUCUCGUCUAGUCAUGGUCCUCAAGCAGUUCUUACUGCAGCGCGACCUGAACGAAGUGUUCACUGGGGGCAUUUCAUCGUACUCGCUGAUCCUCAUGUGUAUCAGUUUCCUUCAACUACAUCCACGCCCCGAACGUCUCCGUCAACCUCACAACUUGGGCGUGCUGCUCAUAGAGUUUUUCGAACUAUAUGGACGCAAGUUCAACUACGUCAAGACGGCGAUACGAGUGAAGAACGGGGGAUCGUAUGUCUCGAAGGAUGAAUUACAAAAGGAAAUGAAUGACGGACACCGCCCAUCGCUGCUCUGCAUAGAAGAUCCGUUGACCGCCGGCAACGAUAUCGGUCGCUCCAGCUACGGCGCGAUACAAGUCAAACAGGCGUUCGACUACGGCUACAUAAUCCUGCAGCAGGCCGUCGCGCCUCACAACGCUCUGCUGGCGCGCCACAGCGUGCUGGGCCGAGUGGUGCGAGUGACCGACCACGUGCUGCAGUACCGGCGCUGGGUGCGAGACACCUUCGAGCCCUUCUUCUUCCCGCAGCGCGUUCGCCCGCGCCGUCCCCAUUCGCCCGAUCGAUCGCCCGACCGCUCGCCCGAUCAGUCGCCCGACCAGUCGCCCGAGCCCUCGCCCGACCACGGGCCGGGCGCGCGCACGUCGCCGCCGCCGCUGUCGGCGCUGCAGUGCUCCUCGCCCACGCCGCGCCGCGUGUCCGCGCACCAGAACCUCAUCAUCCACCACAUCACCUCCAACUCCGACUUCAACAACAUACCCUCAGGUGAAUACGGUGAGCCCGCACUCCGCACUACCGCCACACACGUGCGCUCCUCGCCCACGCCGCGCCGCGUGUCCGCGCACCAGAACCUCAUCAUCCCCCACACCACUACCACGCCCCCCCACUGA
This is a messenger RNA of Melitaea cinxia (Glanville fritillary), 1783 nucleotides long. RefSeq names its product non-canonical poly(A) RNA polymerase protein Trf4-1-like. The coding region runs from base 134 to 1783 and encodes 549 amino acids. Lineage: Eukaryota; Metazoa; Arthropoda; Insecta; Lepidoptera; Nymphalidae. Gene Ontology annotation, cellular component: nucleolus; TRAMP complex. Gene Ontology annotation, biological process: RNA 3'-end processing. The record is from RefSeq and is a predicted model, not a curated record. Gene Ontology annotation, molecular function: poly(A) RNA polymerase activity; mRNA binding. The transcript has 8 exons.